AUGGCCAAAUAUGGUUCCAUUGACUUCUCCCCUGAUGAGACUCGCCUUGCUCGCGCCCUCCGUCUCCAGGCCAAGCCCUUCUCUAACCUUGGGCUGGGCGAGAAGCAAUGGCUGCUCCCUCUGUUGGAGUCUCCUUUUGCUCCUCCUUCCAUUUCUGAGGAGCAGGAGGAGCUCUGCGAGAAGAUCAGAGACCCCAUCGUCGCCGACAAGGCUGAGCUGGAAUGGCUCUCUUGCUCGCAGGAGCUCCCCGCUCAGCUGGGCACCAAGACCACCAGACGUUUCUGGAACUUCUUCUCCCUCUACAGACUAAUCUUCGCCUUCACCAUUCUUGCCAACCUCUUUACCACAGUCCUUAUCGCUCCGAUUACCAGCAUUACCAGCUCAGAUGCAGCCACCGCAGCUGCCAUCAACCUCUGCGUCGCCAUUCUCGUCCGCAACGAGCACGUUGUCAACGCUCUGUUCCGCCUUGCAUGUACCCUCAAGCCAUCAGCACCCCUCUCCGUUCGUAAAGUCGGAGGCAAAGUCUACUCGUACGGCGGCUUUCAUUCUGGUUGCGCUACCUCUGGAUCGCUCUGGUAUUUGCUCUUCACCAUUCUUCUCGGCGUCGACCUUCGUGACCCUUACAAGCGCUCUGCAUUCGGCUUUGCUGUCGUCACCAGCGUCCUACUCUUGAUCAUUAGCUUGGCUGCAAUUCCUGCCUUCAGAGUUUCUCACCACAAUGCUUUCGAGGCCAUUCAUCGCUAUGUCGGCUGGUUCUCCGUCACUCUCCUAUGGACACAGCUCAGUGUCUCCAUUGCUACCACAAACUAUCUGACUGGUGAGCCUGUGGGCCUAUUGAUGGUCAAGAGUGUGCUCUUCUGGUGUCUAAUCAUCAUCACCCUGGCCAUUAUAUACCCCUGGAGUCGCCUCAGAAUGCGCAAUGUCCAUGUCCAAGUCCUCUCACCCCGAGCUGCGCUCCUCCACUUCGACUACAAGCGCAUGGAUGUUUGUCAAGGCAUUCGCAUCACCGACUCUCCUCUCAAGGAGACCCAUUCUUUCGCCACCAUCUCCAAAGUCGGUGAUGAACAGGGAUUUAGGGUGCUCAUGUCAAGAGCUGGUGACUGGACCUCUGACUUCAUCGACAACCCUCCCACACGCAUUUGGGUCAAAGGAGCUCCUAUCUACGGUGUCAUGCGUGUCGCUCUGAUGUUCAAGAAAGUUCUCGUCGUCGCAACCGGCUCUGGCAUCGGUCCAUGCCUGUCAUUCCUCGAGAGUUGCCCCGACCAUCCCAUGCAUGUAGUCUGGAUGGGCUCUGAUCCUAGAGAAUCCUACGGCGACGCUAUCGUCAACUCGGUCUUUGAAGCAGACUCUGGCGCAUGCAUCGUCGAUACUUCCAAGGCAGGCAGAGGCGACAUCACCAGACUGGUCCACGCCAGAUACGUUGAGUCUCAAUCCGAGGCAAUUGUCAUCAUCUCCAACGCCAUCGUCACCAGACAAGUUGUCAGCGGUCUUGAGUCCCGUGGCAUCCCGGUCUUUGGCGCCAUCUUCGACUCCUGA
Aureobasidium pullulans EXF-150 is the source of this 1536-nucleotide messenger RNA. RefSeq lists its product as uncharacterized. Bases 1 to 1536 code for a protein of 511 amino acids. Lineage: Eukaryota; Fungi; Ascomycota; Dothideomycetes; Dothideales; Saccotheciaceae. The record is from RefSeq and is a predicted model, not a curated record. The transcript has a single exon.